AUGGCCGCCACUACGAGGAACAACAACGCUUGCAGUGCGGACAGGCCCCGGUCUACGCCAAGGACUGCAGAAGAGGAAGCAGCUGUACUGUCGCUUUGCGACUUCUGGAUCCGGGCGCGGCAGGAGCACAAUGCGGCCUUGGCCUUGCAACAGAUGCGCACUAAGGGUGCACAUCUACAAGCUGUCCAGGGCUGGCACUACAUGUCUACAGUAGGGGGAGUGGAAGGGUGCCUGUCGGACGACACCGAGAGUGAGGCCGAGGAGUUGACAGCGGCGUUGGACAACUGGCGGUCAUCAUCGAAGAGGCUGGACCCAAAGGCAUCCCCCUCGCACACACCGGCUGGGAGUGUCAUUGGCAAGGCCGAGCCACGAUAUCCUGCGACCAGCAUCCGCAGAGGCAACAGGGGAAACAAACUGCCGCCUCUAUCCGAUCUUGCAAGGUCAACAAGGUCCGCCGGCGUCAACAAGCGUGGUGCGACCCCAACAGCAAAGGGUAGAGUGGCAAAGGCGGCCCUCUGCAAGCCAGUGUUCCAGAUGAGCCUGAGGCCUUCCAACGAGAUCAAGUCUGCUCGGAUCCGUGCGCUCCUGUGUAAGGCGAGGCCCUGA
Molecule: messenger RNA, 606 nt
Organism: Fonsecaea pedrosoi CBS 271.37
Lineage: Eukaryota; Fungi; Ascomycota; Eurotiomycetes; Chaetothyriales; Herpotrichiellaceae
Exons: 1
Coding region: 1-606 (201 amino acids)
Source: RefSeq, a predicted model, not a curated record